AUGGUUGUAACAGCAGGAGUCUGUAAUGUGGACUCCAUGUUCCUGUUCCCGUCAGCUUCCUCUGAGAACUACGUCACCUUCUCCCAGAGCUUCCCUGCUCUGCCAGAACUCUCUGUGUGCCUGUGGCUCCGCGUCGACGUCGGGUACGUAGGAACGCUCCUCUCCUACGCCACGGAAGACAACGACAACAAACUAGUUCUAUACGGACGCAACUCCUCCUCUUCUUCCUCCUCCUCAUACUCUUCCUCCACCCCCAGCCGAGCAACCCUGGACUUUGUGGUGGGAGACCCUGCGUACCGUGAGCUCCCUGUGGACUCUGUGCUGGAUGGGUGCUGGCACCACCUCUGUGUCCUCUGGUCCUCUAUCCAGGGACGAUUCUGGCACUACACCGACCGGCGCCUGACCUCCGCAGGGUCACGGUUCAGGAAGGGGUAUGAGGUGCCGGCAGGGGGGUCAGUGGUGCUGGGAGCAGAGCAGGACAGCCAGGGGGGAGGGUUUGAUCCCACCGAGGGGUUCGUGGGGCGCCUGGCGGGGUUCACUGUGUGGGACCGGGUGUUGAGUCCUGGGGAGGUGACGGGGGUGGCUACGGGGAGGGGGGUACCCCGGGGGGUGGUGCUGGGGCUGGGGGACGUAGACGGGGUUAUGGGGGGGGUGCAGCGGGUAGCCUGCGAGUGCCUGGAACACUGUAGCUGAAGCGUCUGAUUCCAAACCCACCCUAACCGCUCGUCCCUUGUCCCUAUAGGCACUCCUAGAUCUAAAGUGUGGUGUCAAACUUCAGUCCUUGAGGGCAGAGUGUGUGUGUUUUUACUCCUCUGUACUUGAUAGAUCAACUAAGGUCAUUGAUUUCUUAGGAACUCCCCUCACCUGGUUGUCUAGGUCUUAAUCUGUCAUGAAUUAAAAACAAACAACAACAACAACCAGCAGACAUUUGUCUCUCCAGGAAAUGAGUUUGACACCUCUGGCCUAAGGGGUUGACAGUCUAAAUUUUUUAAUAUCAAUCAAUGAACUACCAGGGAGAUAGAAGACUGGCCCUGGGACUUAAUGUGGACCUAUACUGGAAGAGGAACCCUAACACUUCUCUAACCUUUAACAAUGCCACUGACACACUGUAAAAAGGAGCAUGUGAAUGAAAGCCAUCAAUUAUUACUUAAAGCAAUGUUGUUAUAUGGCUAAACAAAGACUAUUUAAUAUCCUAUAUAUAGUCACCCAGCGACAGACAGACAGACAGACA
This is a messenger RNA of Coregonus clupeaformis (lake whitefish), 1231 nucleotides long. RefSeq names its product pentraxin-4-like. The record is from RefSeq and is a predicted model, not a curated record. NCBI's taxonomy places the organism in Eukaryota, Metazoa, Chordata, Actinopteri, Salmoniformes, Salmonidae.